Messenger RNA from Myxocyprinus asiaticus (Chinese sucker), 1434 nucleotides. Its product is annotated as SUMO-conjugating enzyme UBC9-B. Gene Ontology annotation, molecular function: SUMO conjugating enzyme activity. Gene Ontology annotation, biological process: protein sumoylation. The transcript has 7 exons. The record is from RefSeq and is a predicted model, not a curated record. The coding region runs from base 173 to 646 and encodes 157 amino acids. Gene Ontology annotation, cellular component: nucleus. NCBI's taxonomy places the organism in Eukaryota, Metazoa, Chordata, Actinopteri, Cypriniformes, Catostomidae.
AUAGGUCCCAGUUAUCGUUGGUAAAUGUCCGUGUUUUCUUUUCCCCAGGAGGCAAAGUUCGACAGCUUUUUUGCUUUCAGUUUGACUCGAAUUCCCAAAUAUAAGCGUUUGGUUAAAAGGAUCAGCACCUAUCUUCCCUGAUCAGAGGUUUACAUUUAGUGGACCACAAGUCAUGUCUGGUAUAGCGUUAAGUCGUCUCGCACAAGAACGAAAGGCUUGGCGGAAAGACCAUCCAUUUGGUUUUGUAGCUGUACCAACAAAAAACCCUGAUGGAACUAUGAACUUGAUGAAUUGGGAGUGUGCAAUCCCUGGAAAAAAAGGGACGCCAUGGGAGGGGGGCCUGUUCAAACUUCGGAUGCUCUUCAAGGAUGACUAUCCUUCUUCUCCACCAAAGUGUAAAUUUGAGCCUCCGUUAUUCCAUCCGAAUGUAUAUCCCUCUGGUACUGUAUGUCUAUCAAUUUUAGAGGAAGACAAAGACUGGAGGCCUGCCAUUACAAUCAAGCAGAUUUUGCUAGGAAUCCAAGAACUCCUUAACGAGCCAAAUAUUCAGGACCCUGCACAGGCUGAGGCAUACACAAUUUACUGCCAAAACAGAGUGGAAUAUGAAAAAAGGGUCCGAGCACAAGCAAAAAAGUUUUCACCAUAAACAUAAUUUUUUAUAGUGGGAAAAAGUUUCUCCACUAUAAUGGAAAUGGGCUUUGACCAGGUCUCCUCACCCCAGUUACUUCCCCCUUUUAAAUCAUAUCCAUUUCAUACUAAUUUCCUGCUGGGCAUAAAGAAAUGAAUGUGUUGUGCCAUUUGUCAAUCCACCAGUGCUCAUUCUGACACUCUUUGGGGUUUUAAAUUUUGGCCUUUUGUAUACUGUUUUUGCCAUUUGGGCUAAUCCACAGCAAAGGAGAUCUCACCAGGUUAUGUGAGACUUUUUUUUUUGUGGGUGGGGGGUACUUUGUAACAGUGCAGUGCUCUACAUUUACAAAAGUAAAAAGGCACAAUAAACAUCAUCCACAUUGCAGAAGAAAUAAUAUUCCACAGAUGCAGAGGUAUGAGCCUAAAACUUUUUUUCUUUUUGCUUAAUUUUUUUUUUUUUUCUCAGACUGGCCUACUUUAGUCUUUCAUGAUUUUAAUGAUUUAAAACUUACUAUUAAUGUCAGUAUUUCAACUGCUGUAAAAUAAUACUUUUAUACUUUCUUUACUUUGAAUUAGUCUCUUUAGAGAAAUAUCCAUUCCUGAUGCAGGCAGUGAACUAAGCAUGUACCUUUCAGUUUGCUAGCAUUGUGCUGCCUUGGCCGUCUGUGUACCGUUAAUGAGACUUAAAGUAAAUGGCCUCUGAAUCAAAUGGAAGGCAGGUUAGUUAACUGCUGCAUCAGUCUUUUUGUGUUUAUAUGGUGUUUUGUUCAUGUAAGUGUAUAGAGUAAAUAAAAAUGUUUAUACAAA